Molecule: messenger RNA, 5010 nt
Organism: Chinchilla lanigera (long-tailed chinchilla)
Lineage: Eukaryota; Metazoa; Chordata; Mammalia; Rodentia; Chinchillidae
Gene: Gnptab
Product: N-acetylglucosamine-1-phosphate transferase, alpha and beta subunits
Biological process (GO): N-glycan processing to lysosome; carbohydrate phosphorylation
Cellular component (GO): Golgi apparatus
Molecular function (GO): UDP-N-acetylglucosamine-lysosomal-enzyme N-acetylglucosaminephosphotransferase activity; calcium ion binding
Source: RefSeq, a predicted model, not a curated record
GUGGUGCUGGAGUGGAGCCGGGACCAGUACCACGUCCUGUUCGACUCCUACAGGGACAAUGUGGCGGGGAAGUCCUUCCAGCGCCGGCUCUGCCUGCCGGUGCCCAUCGAUGUGGUGUACACCUGGGUGAAUGGCACGGACCUUGAGCUGCUCAAGGAGCUACAGCAGGUCCGGGAGCAGAUGGAGGAGGAGCAGAAGGCCAUGAGAGAAAUCCUGGGGAAGAACAUGACGGCACCCACGAAGAAGAGCGAGAAGCCGCUCGAGUGUCUGCUCACGCACUGCGUCAAGGUGCCCAUGCUGGUCCUGGACCCCGCGCUGCCAGCCAACAGCUCCCUGAAGGACCUGCCAGGCCUGCACCCCGCCUUCCGCACAGCCAGCGACCUCUUCCACGUGGCCAAGCCCAAGAACCCCUCCACCAACGUCUCCGUGGUGGUCUUUGACAGCACGCGGGACGUGGAGGACGCGCACGCUGGACUGCUCAAGGGAAGCGGCAGACAGACUGUCUGGAGGGGCUACCUGACCACCGAUAGAGAGGUCCCGGGGCUGGUGCUGAUGCAGGACCUGGCUUUCCUGAGCGGCUUCCCGCCCACCUUCAAGGAGACGAAUCAGCUGAGGACCAAGCUGCCCGAGGGCCUGGCUGCCAGGGUCCGACUGUUGCAGCUCUACUCCGAGGCCAGCGUGGCGCUGCUGCAACUGAACAACCCCAAGGGCUUCCAGGAGCUGAACAAGCAGACGAAGAAGAACAUGACCAUCGAUGGCAAGGAGCUGACGCUCAGCCCCGCCUACCUGCUCUGGGACCUCGGUGCCAUCAGCCAGUCCAAGCAGGACGAAGAUGUGUCCGCCAGCCGCUUCGAGGACAACGAGGAGCUGAGGUACUCGCUGCGCUCCAUCGAGAGGCACGCGCCCUGGGUCCGCAACAUCUUCAUCGUCACCAACGGCCAGAUUCCGUCCUGGCUGAACCUGGACAACCCUCGCGUGACCAUCGUCACACACCAGGAAGUCUUCCGGAACCUGAGCCACUUGCCCACCUUCAGCUCCCCGGCCAUCGAGAGUCACAUCCAUCGCAUCGAGGGGCUGUCGCAGAAGUUCAUCUACCUGAACGACGACGUCAUGUUUGGCAAGGAUGUGUGGCCAGAUGACUUCUACAGCCACUCCAAGGGGCAGAAGGUUUACCUGACGUGGCCUGUGCCGAACUGUGCCGAGGGCUGCCCAGGCUCAUGGAUUAAGGACGGCUACUGUGACAAGGCCUGCAACAACUCGGCCUGCGACUGGGAUGGCGGUGACUGCGCAGGGAGCAGCGGAGGCAGCCGUUACGUGCCCGGCGGUGGCGGCCUGGGCAGCGUGGGCGGCGGGCAGCCCUGGCAGUUCGGGGGCGGCCUCAGCAGCGUCUCCUACUGCAACCAGGGCUGUGCGAACUCCUGGCUCGCUGACAAGUUCUGUGACCAGGCCUGCAACGUCCUGGCCUGCGGGUUUGACGCCGGUGACUGUGGCCAAGAUCAUUUUCACGAGUUGUACAGAGUGACCCUUCUCGCGAACCAGACUCACUACGUUCUCCCGAAGGGCGAGCGGCUGCCUUACUUCAGCUUCGCGGGGAUCGCCAAGAGAGCCGUGGAGGGGUCCUAUAGCGACAGCCCCGUCAUCCGGCACGCCUCGGUCGCCAACAAGUGGAAGACCGUGCACCUGCUCCUGCACGGCGGCAUGAACGCCAGCACGCUCCACCUGAACCUCACGCUGCAGGACGCUGCCGACCAGGAGUUCAGGCUGCAGCUCGCGGUCGAGGUGGACACGAGGGAGAGCCGCGGGCUGAACACCACCACCCAGAGUCCCCGCACACGCAGCAGCCCCGCGACGCCCCUGCCCGAGGCCGAGGUCCUCUUUGAGGACGUGCCAGAGGAAAAGCGCUUCCCGAAGGCCCGCGGGCGCGGAGGUGGCCGGGAGGGGCGGCUCUGGGAAGAGCUGCGUGUCCCCCCGGUGAAUGUCUCCCUGCUCCCCAGAGACACGCAGGCCAGGCUCAGGGUGCUGGACGCGCAGCUGGCGCAGGGCGACAUCACAGCGAAAGGCUACAAUUUGUCCAAGUCGGCCUUGCUGAGAGCCUUCCUCCCGAGCCCCCUGGAUGCCGCAGGCACAGCCGAGCCGGGGGGCGGCGGGCGGGCUGCGGAAGGAAGGCCGCGUCUCAGGAGCCUGGACGGCAGCCGGGGCGAGCAGAGAUCCCAGCAGCCCACUUCGCUGGCCGGGCCAGGGGCGGUGAAAGGGAUCGGCCGCGACGAAGGUCCGGACCCAGCCCUGGUCUCGGAGCCCAAGGCCGGGUUUCAGCCGAGAACUCAGAGCCCAGCGCUGAGCCGCACGGUGGUCAGAGAACAGUUCUCACCCCUGGUCCUCCCGCCCACAAAGCGCACGGCGAAGGGAAAGAAAGCUGCCGUGCAAGGAGAGGACAGCCAUGUGGGGGCGGGCACUGCCCACCCCGAAGACGCCAGGGCCGCGCUGCCCAGCCGUAGGCUGCAGCAGGCCGACACUUCCCGCGGGUUCCUGCCCUGGGAGAAGACGGGGUACUUCCGCGACCUCCUGGAGGAGGAAGUGGCACUAAAGACCCAGCUGGCCUACCUCACCGAUAGCAGCCACACUGGCCGGCGGCUCCAGGACACGUUCGCAGAUUCGCUCCGAUACGUGAACAAAAUCCUCAACAGCAAGUUCGGGUUCACGUCGCGGAAGGUCCCCGCACACAUGCCGCACAUGAUCGACCGCGUGGUCAUGCAGGAGCUGCAGGACAUGUUCCCCGAGGAGUUCGACAAGACGUCCUUCCACAAGGUGCGCCACCCCGAGGACAUGCAGUUCGCCUUCUCCUACUUCUACUACCUCAUGAGCGCACUGCAGCCGCUGGACGUGUCCCAGGUCUUCGACGACGUGGACACGGACCACUCGGGCGUCCUGUCGGACCGCGAGAUCCGGACGCUGGCCACCCGGGUCCACGAGCUGCCGCUGAGCUUGCAGGAUCUGACGAGUCUGGAACACAUGUUAAUAAAUUGCUCAAAAACGCUUCCAGCUAACGUCACUCAGCUGCACGCCGUGCCCCCCACCCAGGAGGCCUACUACGACCCCAAUCUGCCCCCGGUGACCAAGAGUCUUGUGACCAACUGCAAACCAGUGACCGACAAAAUCCACAAGGCGUACAAGGACAAAAACAAGUACAGGUUUGAGAUCAUGGGGGAGGAAGAAAUCGCUUUUAAAAUGAUCCGAACCAACGUUUCUCAUGUGGUCGGCCAGUUGGAUGACAUCAGAAAAAACCCCAGAAAGUUCGUUUGCUUGAAUGACAACAUUGACCACGGCCACAAGGACGCGCAGACCGUGAAGGCCGUGCUCCGGGACUUCUACGAGUCCAUGUUCCCCGUGCCGUCCCAGUUCGAGCUGCCCAGGGAGUACCGGAACCGCUUCCUUCACAUGCACGAGCUGCGGGAAUGGAGGGCCUACCGCGACAAGCUGAAGUUCUGGACCCACUGCGUCCUGGCCACGCUGAUCCUUUUCACCGUCUUCUCCUUUUUUGCUGAGCAGUUAAUUGCUCUUAAGCGCAAGAUACUUCCCCGGAGGAGGACGCACAAAGAAGCCAGCCCCGAGCGCAUCAAGGUCUAGAACGUCUCGGUUCGGCAGUCACCUACCUCAGUGUCACCGGGAGGGGUGACUGGACGCUCGGCCGCCGCCCGGAUUGGCACACUCCACACACCGUGCCGGGCGGCUCUGAGCGCGUCCCGCUUUUAAGGCACUCGCUCCCGGACCUGCAAAGCCUGCUGGCUCCCCAGCGCGACCCUUGCGAAGUGCGAGUGGAGGCCCAGGCGGCCGGGAGUCUCCGAAACCUGGAGCCCGGCUCUGCCCCUCCGCGCUCCGCUUCCCACCUCCCGUGGGUAAAGUAAGGAGCUGCCCAGCUCCGCUUCCGCCAGCAGACAGUCCGGACGUGUGAUCCCGCCGCCGCGGUUGCUGUUUAAGUAGGGCUGUACUUUCACCUUCGAGGACGAGGUAGAAAUCACCGAGUGGGUAAGGACGGUCUCGUCCACUCUGACCUGCGGACUGCUCGUGGCCGGUACGGGGACGUGUCGCGAUUCUUCAGUCCCGAGAGCACGUUCUUCGGUUUCCUGCACAGGCCUGCUGACCAAGGCUGCCUAAUCAUUGCUGCCACUGAGAGAUGUAAUUAUGUUUAGGAAUUGUACGUAGUCAAUCAGGAGUGCCUCCCCUCCAGACGGGCAGUACUGACAGGGCUACACCCGGUGUCUGAUUUAACACCCACCCUCCGCACCCAUUUUCCAGCAUAGCUGCUUUCGUGUAUAGCAGGGGUCAAUCAACAAACCUGUUCUCUAAAGGGCCUGCUAGCACAUAAUCAUAGGACACCUGUGUCUCCGUCACACAUUCUUCUUUUUCAGUUCGUGUCUCGUAAACAAUCGUUUAUCAUUGCACAGCCCAUAUGUAGGUGGAUCUGACGGGAAGGCCCCUGUCGCUGACCACCGGGACUCCAUAUUUUCAUGUCUGGGGAAACCCUGAUGUGCAGCUGUUUCCUGGUGUCAUUGUACGGUGGAUUUCUGGCAACCGGAUUCCACAAGUCCUUUCUGAUGGACAGGUAUUUUAGAUCACAGUCUGAACAGUAUCCCACAACAGCACACCUGUUUUGUAAAAAGAACUUUAAAUGUAAAUACUGUGUUUGUGCUGUUUCCCAAAAUUGAAGUCUCAUAAAAAAUUGUAUUUGUCUGAUGCUUUGAUUUUUAAAUCUUGGGGAUUUCCUAUUUUCCAGGCCAUGGAAAAAAGCAAGGCUUUUUUGAAGUCGAUGGGCUAUAUGGUGUGUCAGGCUCUGUACUGAGCGCUAGUAAAAUUAAACAGAGACUAGUGUCAGAUCAUGUCAGAGGGCGUUAUGGCUUCUGGAUAAAAUUUGUGAUAUGGAAGAAUGUGGUGAGUUGUUUGAAUAUCAGUGUAAAAGCCGAGAAUUUAUUCUGGAAAGGUUGUACAGAAAUAAAGAUGUGUGUGUCACAGAGA